Ailuropoda melanoleuca (giant panda) is the source of this 8827-nucleotide messenger RNA. RefSeq names its product adenosine A2a receptor (gene ADORA2A). NCBI's taxonomy places the organism in Eukaryota, Metazoa, Chordata, Mammalia, Carnivora, Ursidae. Gene Ontology annotation, cellular component: plasma membrane. Gene Ontology annotation, biological process: G protein-coupled adenosine receptor signaling pathway; adenylate cyclase-activating G protein-coupled receptor signaling pathway. The record is from RefSeq and is a predicted model, not a curated record. The transcript is spliced from 3 exons. The coding region runs from base 6721 to 7950 and encodes 409 amino acids. Gene Ontology annotation, molecular function: G protein-coupled adenosine receptor activity.
ACCUGUUUCAUUCCUGAGCUCCCUUACCCGGAUGAGCUGGGAUUGCCAGCCCAACCAUCUUGUGGCGUUUCUCUUGUCUGCCACAACUCAAACUGGGUCCUGAAAGAUGUGCACAAGGGAAGCUAAGGGGAAGAUGACCAGAGGGACGGCCUCGGCAUGAAGUAUGCUGAGAAGGGGUUUUGGGGUUUGUGUUGGGGCUGCUGAGGCGACACGGGGAGUCAGGUGCUGAGCAAAAGGAACAAAUCCCAACCCCUAGGGAAAGGGUCUGGGCCCAAGAAGCAUUAGCAGUCACAGAAGGGAGGGGUGACUUCACGGUCUGGAGGUUGGAGGCGAUGGUUGGGGUGUGGUGCCUGAGGGCGGUACCCUGGAGGUCUGCACUGGGCCCAGAGGGGGAAGGGAAGUGGGGAACGGGCAGGAGCUUGGAGCUGGGAUGCAGAGAGGAGGCCCCCAGGAGACCGCUCACCUUCUGGACAGGGCCUGGGAGCUCUAGAUGGUACGAAGGGGCAGUUUAGUGGCAAAGGUCCCCCAGCUCCUGCCUACAGAAUCAUGAAAAGGGCCCCUGCAGUGUGGGGUCCACGGGAUGCUGCCGGGGAUGGGAAGGUCUGGAGGGAGGGGAAGAGCGGCCGCCUCUCGCUCCAGCCUGCGGAGGAGGGCAUGAGGGGAGGUACACAGGGAAGACGGGGUGCUCCAGCUUUCCAGGAACCCCCUCAGGCCUUCUCUGACAGGCCUCUGAGCCUCAUAUAGGCUGUUGUCUUUGUUUGGAAUCUCUCCCCUCCCUCCCCUCAUUUCCCUGUCCUCCAAGUCUAGCCCAAAUGGCCCCUCCUCUGGGAAACCAUCCAAAGUGCUUCAGGCCCAGACCCUCUUCCACAGGACAGGCCUUUCUCAGAAGAUGCUGGGCAGGGGCUGGCGCUGUCUUUCUGUGGCUCCCUCUUCUGCUGCCGCCCCCCCCACCACCACCACGCUAUUCCCUGGAGGAAAGGCUGCCUUCCUGCGCCAGGGAGGGGCGGGCAACAGCACUCUGGUGCCUCUCCUGGUGCGUGGGCUGGUGGUCUCUGUCUCCCAUCACAGAAGUGUUCACCUCUGGCCCCUCAGUGGCCUUUGUGAACCGAGAACCAGGUACAGGGGACCACUGACUUAACAAGGGGCAGUGGCAGAGCCACAUGGCAUCUGGUGCAGUCCACAGGCCUUGCUGCCCUUGCUGGCUAACGCUCUCAGCCUCUCCCUUCAGCCUCCAGGACUGCGUCAUCACACCUUCGUCCCAGGGGCCCCAGAAGUAGGUCUGCCUCCCUCCCAUCCUCAGUAGGGCCACCCUCUAAGGAGCUCCUGCCCUCCCACAGACCAGCCUUCUGCCAGGGCCCCACCCAGGCCCACUCGGGCCAUCUAGGACCCCUCUGCCCCCCUAGGACACCUUCAGGCAUCAUAAUGCCUGUCAUCCCACCAUCAGAGGGUUCAUUUGAGGGAGGUGUGGGUGCCAAGCACGUGCUAGGGUGCCAUCUCACAGGAGCCUUGGUACAGAGGGGAAGACACUUGCUCAGGACCUCAGGGAGUGUGGGAUGGAGCAGGAGUGGGAAACCACCUGAGCUCCUUCCACCACAGAAUGGGCACCCAGCACCUUGUGUGUGGGGUGACCUCUUGGAGGGGGGCUGUCAGCGAGGUGGCCAGUGAGAGGCUGAAUGGAUACCUCAGUUUGGGAGGAUACAGACCCUCCCGGUAUCUGGCCUGGUUGUGUGGGGACAGGAGAGGGACUCUGGGCCCCCGUGGGGAGAGAAAGGAGCUGGGGCAGGCCCUGUGGCCCCAGAGCCAGUGAUGUGGGGGCUGCUCUAGGGGCCAGAUUCAGUACGGGGAGCUGGCUCUCCACCCCGCCAGUUCCUGCCCACGUCCUGCCCCUAGAGCUGAGCAGCAGCCUCCAGAGGGGCAGUGAGGCAGUGGGGGAGGGGGAGGCCUGGUUUUUUGAGCCCGGCCUGCACCAGGGUCCUGAAGUCAUCCUGCAGGGAAGGAAGGGGGGAGGGAAGAGGCGCCAGUGCUCCGUGGUUGCUCACCUCCAGGCAGCCCUGGAAGACACUGGCCCCCCCACUCCAGCUGGUGGGUUUGGAGACGGGCUUCGUAGGUCCCAGGGCCCCUGCGCCCAGGCCCCGGGCCACUCCAAAGACCGGCCACGGCAGAGCCAGCAGCGGGCUUGUGGUUGCGAGCUGGAGCUGGGCAGCCUGUCCAGCUAGUUCUUUGCUUGUUGCCUCUCCACACUGACUGAGCUCCCGUGAGACAGGGCCCGGUACUUCGCCCGCCUUCCGUGUCUCAGCUGUAUCUCCUCGCGGGCUUUGUGUCUUCGUGAGGUUGCUGCGAUGAUUCCUCGGUGCCGAUACUCCCGCUAGUCCUGUGUCUCCAGCUGCGUGCGGGCCUGAAGCACGUUGUGUGGAUUGUGUCCUCUGCCUCAGUCCCUUUAGUUUUCCUCUCGGGGAUUUUAUAUUAUUUCCUGUUCAUGUUUGUCUGUUCUUGUUUCAUUUCUGCCAGUCGAGUCCUAAGUUCUCAUUCUUGUGAAUGCUUUUACUUUUUUCAUCUCUUUAAAGAUCCUAAAUGUCUUUGACAAGCAUUAUUACAUUAGUACCUUCGUCUCUUCCAGAAUGAAUGAAUCUCGGUAUUUUGGGUGCUGUUCCAUGUCUUUCUUAGCUUGAGUUUUUCUCCUGUGCUUCAGAAUUGUGGUUUGCAGGCUCAUCUUUUGUGGGAACCGAGGCCCUGGAGACAGGGAGUGACCUGCUCACUUGGGUAGCAGCUGGCUCUCAGCAGUCUCCUGGGACAAUUCCUGAGGACUUCAGGCCCCCCCCCCCACUGUAGGCUCAGGACCUUUCUGGGACCGGGCUCAGCAGCAUGUGGCACAGAGCUCCCUGCGAUCCAGCAGCUGUGAUGCUGCUGGACACAGAGUAGGCAUUUGUGUAACAUUGGCUAUGAGGAAGCAAUGCAAGAGUCUCAGGGCAGGAUUCUGGAGCCCAGGACUGGACCGAGCAUGCUUAUGCCAGGUCUGAGUCCCUACACUGGGCCUGGUGUGCUGCCCCAUGCAGCACCCAGGAGCAGGGGUACAGGGUCGUACCUGGAAGCUAGCAGGCACGUCCGUCCCGCAGACUGGGAGUUACAGCUGCCAUUGGGCAUGUGUACAGAAAGCCUUGCUAGUGGGACUUAUAAGGAGCCAGAAGUGGGUCAGGAAAUAUGUGGGUUUUGAUUAAAUGGAGUUUUAAUUAAUGUGGCCAGGUUGGUGCGGGUGAGGAGGAAGGCCAGAAGCAGCAGCAGCUUUGAAUCUGACUGCUGGGAGUCCUACGGGGUUGUCCUUUCAAGGCUCAUCAUGCAUGUUCCCUAGCACCUGUCUCUAGUUUUUAUGGGACAGCUUCUGCCCUCUGCCCUGUCCCCAACAAGGGAUAAUCAGAGGGAAAGAUUACAUUAUUAACAUUUAAUUUCCUUUCCUGGCUAGCAACAGAUGACUCAAGAAUUAAUUAGAUAGAGCCAACAGAGAGGGAUAGGAAAUUGCCAGAUCCUGGCCCCGCCUCUGGCCCCCUCCUCUUGGGCCUCAGACCUUCCUGUUGCUCUAGGAGGCCUCUGAGGGGAGGGAAGCCGAGAGAGGGGUGAGGAGGCCCCAGGAAUCUUCCUGCUGCUGUGUUUUCCAUGGGCAUUUCCCUCAGCUCUAUCCCACCCUCUCGUGCUCUCGGUAAGGCUGGGAGAGGUUGUUAACCUCUUUGGGACUUAGCUUCCUCAUCUGUAAAACGGGGCUCAUAGGGCCAAGAGAAUAGAUGACCCCACUGUCACCGUGCUCUCAUAUUGUGAGCUCCCAAGCAGGCUGCUCAAGCUAAGAGGGCCUGGAGUGGAGCCCUGGCAUCCAGGGAGAGCACAGGGCUUGGUGGCUCACUGGUGGCCAGAGCCCAGUGACACAGGCUCCCUUGAGCUGUCUGUGCUAAUUCACAUUUCUUGUCAGUGACACAUCAGUAGCUUGAAAUGGGCUAUCCUGGGAGCAUUUACACCAUGAAAGUCUGACAAAGGCCACAAGUUAGGGCGCCCCCACCCCACGGGGCUGAUUUCCCCACCUAUGGCUGGGAAGCUCCCAACCUUCCCCCAGAACGGCUCCAGUAGGAGGCUGUUGAGCCUUCUUCCUGCCCUGUCUGUCCCCUGGUGCUUUGGGCUCCACUGACGUUCUCUGAUUUGGGGCUGGCGCUCUGAUUUGACAGAUGCCUGGGCUGCCUGUGGGGCCAGGCCAGCCUCACCCCAGGAUGGAGUGAGCCCGCAGGAAUGCUGGAGGAAGGGCAGAUGGGGAGCCAGAUGUGCAGAGAGGCAGCCUUUUAGGACCCAGUGGUCAGGGGCGUUAGCUCCUUGCAGGACUGAUGUGGGCAGGGGGAUCCGUGUGUCCAGUGAGAUUGGGAGGGCACCGCAGGCCUGGCGUUGGGCAGGAAGGUGGCUUCAGCGUAGUCAGGAAGAGUGUUGGUACCAGGGGCUGGUCACCAUGGGAUCCCAUAGCGCAGAAGGUGGUAGGGAGGCCCUGAGGACUGGGGGUAUCCAGGCAGGUGCCCAGGGCAGCCAGGAGAGCCUCACCAAACAGAGGGGCUGGGUUACGCCCCUUGAAGGCCCUUCCAAUGCAGGCAUCCUGGCUCAUGGAAUCAGCCUGGCAUCCAGGACAGGUGCUGGUGGUGUGAUCCCAUCGGCAGGGCUCUGGGCAGUGGGUUAGGGCAGCCCAGCCUCAGAUCCACAGAAGUGAUACAUAUUCAGGUAGUCCGCUAGUGGUCCUACUCCCUCUUUCCCCAGGAGGGGCCCUCUGAAUGUGGACAAUGGUCUGGGGCCAAGUCAGGCUUCUGGCCUGGGCUGGUCUGAUUGGGAGAGGCUGUGGCGCCUCUCAAUGCAGAUUCCUCUGGAGGGGCCGAAGUCCGGGUAGGAAGGGCAACAGGUGAUGGUGAAGAGGCUAGAGGGCAGAGAGCUCACUGGUAGCAGGAGGCAGGGUCCCUGAGGCUUUCUGGGCCUGGCCAGACCCCGCUGGACAGUGGCCUGCUGCCUCUACUGCUAGGCCCGCGAGGCUCCUAGGGGACAGGCAGUCUUGGGCCUGUCACUUCCCUUCUGUUGAAUAAAAACUAGAUCCUGGACACACAGCUUCUGCAGUUGGGGUGUCCCUGGUGAGUGCUGUUUUAGACUCUAGCCCAGGAACACUCUGGGGCCAGGGACAGGACCAGGAGACUUGGUCUGGUCCUCCUCUGCCAGAGACAGGCUUCGUCAGCAGCUGGCUGGCAAGUACCCUGCGCAUAGCAGGGGCUUGGGAUUCCUUCGUGGUCCCUCAGUCGGAACGCCUGCUAGGCCUGGGAGAAGCCCGUUGGGUCUGCCGCAGGCUGCAAGAACCCCUCCACUUUUCAGGGACUUCGCCUCCUCUUUUCUGUCCUGUUUCCUGGUGUUAGGUGCUCUGUUCGAGCCUCCGGUGGGCACAGGGAAAAGCCCCUGGGUGUAGUUCCAGCCGCCUGAGGCACGCUGGAGUUAGGAGAUUUGGUGUUCCUCUCUGUUGCAGCCCUCUGUCACCUCCUGGAUGGGGUGGGAGGAGCCCAGCCCUUGGAACAUGGCAAGGGACCAUGAGUCACCUUCUCCCAAGGUUACCGGUCCUGCUCUAUCCCUUGGGGCCUAGAGGAGUGAGGGAGGACACACUUUCCUGAACCCAUGUGUGCGCAGCUGAAAGGCAGCUUUGGGCCUCUUGUCCCCAUGCGGGCAGCAGCUGUGCCCAUGAGCACCUGGGGCCCCAUGAAGGCCCAGGACUCGAGGAGGGGAUUUGGCACGAGGGGACACCACGAGGCAGCACCUGUGAGUGUGACAGGCAGGUCAGCAGCAGUGGGGAGAGGCUCCCACCCUGGUAGGGGGAGAUGGAGACCAUUUCACAAGCUCAAGGGAACCCUGAGGGUUUGGGCUGGGGGAGACCGAGACCUCAACUUCUGCUUGUGCUUCCUUACACUUCUGUGACGUCUUGACUCUGGGGGAGCCCUUUCAGAUCUAUUUAUGUCCUUCUCAUGGAAUCAUGAGUGAGAGCUGCAGUGGUCCCCAGAGUCUGUCUGGGGUCCGGUCUCCUCCUCGUAUCAAUGAGGAAACUGAGGCCUAGAAAAGAAAAAACCAUCCUUGCUUGCGGUUCCCCAGCAAGUCCUGGCUGAGCACCUGGCUUUCUGCCCAGCGCCGUACUAAACUCAGUCUAUCCCCGUGUCAGCCAGGCAGAGGAGCAGGUUGGGGAGCGGGCGUGGGAGGAGGGAGGUGAAGGGGGAGGUGAGGCCGCGCCCCCGCCCAGACACGCAGUCAGGUGGCAGGGGCUGCCGAGGAGCGGGCUCCCUCUGUGCCCGCUCCUCCACACUGAGCAGCCUCACCAGCAAGGGCAUGGGGGCUCACUUGCUGGCAGCGGGAGACAGGACCAGAUGGGCCACCCAGGUCCUUCCACAUCAGAGCUCUAGGUGUCUCUGGGCCUCUCCUUAACGUAGGUGCCUCGGGGACUACGAAGCCGAGCUGAGCCAAGAUGCUGCCAGAGCCCCUGAAAAGGGCCCAGUUUCUGGAGACGCAGAGUUGGCUGUGAAAAAGCCCUUGGGGAGCCCCCCUCAUAGGCAGGGACGCUCUUGGCUCCUGUGAAGAAGGGGCUCGGGGGCCUGGGCAGGGCCAGCUGCACUGCAGCUAUGGACCGUGAGCUGGCCUGGCCUGCGCCCUUGCUGACCCCGCCUGUCUGCAGCCGUACCCGCCAUGGGCUCCUGGGCGUACAUCGUGGUGGAGCUGGCCAUCGCCGUGCUGGCCAUCCUGGGCAAUGUGCUGGUGUGCUGGGCCGUGUGGCUGAACAGCAACCUGCAGAACGUCACCAACUACUUUGUGGUGUCCCUGGCGGCAGCUGACAUUGCCGUGGGAGUUCUCGCUAUCCCCUUCGCCAUCACCAUCAGCACAGGGUUCUGUGCCACCUGCCACAACUGCCUCUUCUUCGCCUGCUUUCUCCUCGUCCUCACGCAGAGCUCCAUCUUCAGCCUCCUGGCCAUCGCCAUUGACCGCUACAUCGCCAUCCGCAUCCCACUCCGGUACAAUGGCUUGGUGACUGGCACAAGGGCCAAGGGCAUCAUUGCAGUCUGCUGGGUGCUGUCGUUCGCCAUUGGCUUGACUCCCAUGCUGGGCUGGAACAACUGCGGUCAGCCAAAGGAGGGCCGAAACCAGUCAAAGGACUGCGGGGAGGGCCAGGUGGCCUGUCUUUUUGAGGAUGUGGUCCCCAUGAACUACAUGGUGUUCUACAACUUCUUUGCCUGUGUCGUGGUGCCCCUGCUGCUCAUGCUGGGUGUCUACGUGCGGAUCUUCCUGGCGGCCCGGCGACAGCUGAAGCAGAUGGAGAGCCAGCCUCUGCCGGGGGAGCGGGCUCGGUCCACACUGCAGAAGGAGGUCCACGCUGCCAAGUCGCUGGCCAUCAUCGUGGGGCUCUUCGCCCUCUGCUGGCUGCCCCUGCACAUCAUCAACUGCUUUACCUUCUUCUGCUCCGAGUGUAACCACGCCCCCCCCUGGCUCAUGUACCUGACCAUCAUCCUCUCCCACACCAAUUCCGUCGUGAACCCCUUCAUCUACGCCUACCGCAUCCGUGAGUUCCGCCAGACCUUCCGCAAGAUCAUUCGCAGCCACAUCCUGAGGCGGCGGGAGCCCUUCAAGGCAGGUGGCACCAGUGCCCGGGCCUUGGCAGCUCAGGGCAGUGACGGGGAGCAGAUCAGCCUCCGCCUCAAUGGCCAUCCUCCUGGGGUGUGGGCCAAUGGCAGUGCCCCCCAUCCUGAGCGGCGGCCCAAUGGUUAUACCCUGGGGCUGGUGAGUGGAGGGAGUGCCCACGAGUCCGCUGGGGACAUGGGCCUCCCAGAUGUGGAGCUCCUCAGCCAUGAGCUCGAGGGAGCAUGCCCAGAGUCCCCUGGCCUUGAGGGUCCCCUGGCCCAGGACGGAGCGGGCGUAUCCUGAUGAUCCACUGAGUUUGCCCCUUCCCACAGGAAGGAAAUCUCUCUCUUUGGUGGAUGGAACCAGUCACGUUGGGAAAAGAGUGAAUGUGCCUGGAGACCCUUUUCAUGGCCAGUUCCCACUUUGGACUGAGAGAGGGAGCCCUGGCUGGAGCAGCAUGAGGCCCAGUAGGAAGGGUUUGGAGUCUGAGGAAAUGGACAUUUCAUGUUGGGAGGCCCUGCAUCAGGUCAGGGCCACAGCACCAGAGCAUCUUGGCCAGGCAGGGCCUGGUAGCCCACUCUGGAAGCAUCUAGUAGUACCACCCUGACUUGGCAGAACAGCUGUGGCAGCGCAGGCUGGCCGGCCCCGAGGCUGGGUGGGCGGGGAGGGUGGCUCCAACAGGCCCCCUCCCACACACAGACCACCCUCUCCAGACCUUUCAAGGGUUCAGGAGCUGCUGUGCCCAGAGGUGGCGUUUUUCUUUCUUUCUUUUUUUUUCCAGGAGAAAAUGUUAAGCGUGAAGAAUACCCUUUUUUUUUUUUUUUAAUCUUCCUUCCCUGGUUGCUGGGUCUGUUGUCAGUCCUGCUGCUAACCUGGCUCCGGGAGGCAGCCCAGGGAGUCCUGGGCAGCCCUCUCUGGUGACCAUGAGCCGCCAUGCACUUCUUACACUAUCAGUCCCAGGGCCAUCUUUUGGGGCCACAAAGCUGGGCUCAAGGACGGGGAGUUGGAAUGGAAUGCUGCCAGACUGUGGGCUCCGGGGAGGAGGUCAGGACUGGCCCACCGUGCGGUGUGCCUGGGUAGCUCAGAGCUACCCAGUCAGAGGCCCUAUCUAACUGCCUUUCCUUCUGAAGGGAAUGUUUUUUUCUGAGAUAAAAUAAAAAUGAGCCAUGUUGUGUUUUAA